Phytophthora sojae is the source of this 1047-nucleotide messenger RNA. RefSeq lists its product as hypothetical. The record is from RefSeq and is a predicted model, not a curated record. The transcript has 3 exons. The coding region runs from base 1 to 1047 and encodes 348 amino acids. Lineage: Eukaryota; Oomycota; Peronosporomycetes; Peronosporales; Peronosporaceae.
AUGAGUUACCGGAGUGUCGUAGUGUUAGUGCUGCCACUCUGGAAGUUUGCGGCUAAGCACUUCGUGGUGACCUCAACGCGAAAGUUGCUGGACUUUAUGCCGGAAUUGGUGGCGUUCUCGGUCGAUUUCUUCGGUACACUGUUCGUCUCGGUGUGUAUGUACUCGUCCGGGUCCUUCUAUCUGUCUGCGCUCUUUAUCCUCGCAGACGUGGGGCAAUCGCUUCUGGAAUUCCGUGAAAUUCAUGCAAAUGCAAAAGUUGUGUUGGAAUUGCUCCAAGAUCGGCGUGCGUCUCAGCACCGUCACCCCUGCGAGAACAAUCGACGACCAAGCAACAUUGCCACAACCGAAUUACUGGCCAUGGUAAUUGCAGUAACUCGAAACCCCAAGGCGUUUGAAGUGAAGUCGCUGCACGAUGCGAGACUGUGGUCGUGUCUCCCGCAUCAUCUAACCCACGAACAACUGGAAACUCUUCGAAACCUGGACGCUUUGGGGCUGUACGAUCAAACAGACGUGCUCACUACCCGACGAAUGACCCAGAGGAUGGCGGCAUCAGGAAUCCAUACAAAGGGAACAACUACGAACAUUUUCAAGGCUCUAGGCACCAGCAGAGGCCCCAGACAGGCCAAUCGAUCCAAAGACUUGGUCUUGCAGGGUCUGCAGCUGCUGUUUCACUGCGAGUACCUGGCGCUAGUGGAGUACAUUGAAUGCGUCGUUCCGCUCAUUUUUGUCAUUUACAAAUCGGUGCUCGAGCAGCUCCCGAAUGUGGUGUACUACCCAGGGGGAGCUGGCAAUUGGGGCAUGACAGCGGUGGUGAAUCUACUGGUGUUUGCCGCGCUGGAAAUUGGCUCGCUGUUUCUUCUGCACUUUAUCCUGCAGCACAAGUUUGCCUUUUCCCCGCUCUACCAACUUGCGUUUGUGCUCGAGACGCAAGUUUACCCGGUGCAAGCCAAUCUGUUCUUGGAGACGAUUUUCCUGCUUCAGUAUCAGCUUGAACACUUAGGGGCCGAUUUCACGUUCCGCUUCAAGUGGCUUCGCGGCAACGAAUAA